AUGUUUGCUCCCCAGCAGUAUACUGACGUGGUGGACAUUGGCCGGAAGAGGCAGCGAGACGAGGCUGAAUUGGCCAACGGGCCUGCUGGCUUCUCCGAGCACCGCGCCCGUAACCAGAAACGCGUUCAAUGCCUCCCCGUCCGGACCUCGCCGACGCCCAUGACGAUGCAGCAAAAUAUGUGGUCUUCCGCAACCAUGGCUUCAGGUAUGGGUGAAGCAGACUUUGUCCCAAACGCAAACUAUUCGACCUGGCAAACUUCGCCACAUAUUUACCAGCAAAUGACUGCUAUGGGUUCCGUCGAGAUACAGUCCGCGGUACCGAGCCACCUUCAACCGGACGCCGCAGCUGGUCGCAUCCCGACGCCCAUGCAACCCAGCUUCGCCGACCAGCUCCGAGGUCAGCAGUGGGCUAAUUCGACGAGUGCCGCUGGACGCCACGGCAUCGUGAACUUGGGCCACCACCAAGUCGGAAUUGCUGAACCACCCUGUGCCCAAUGCGACGCGCCACCAGGCCAAGAUUGGCAGCCUCUGCAGAGCAAUAGAAGACUUCCUUCGCCAAUAUCGGAAUCAGAAGAUUGCAUGGCAUAUUCUCCCGGAAAUUAUGCCGCGCUUCAGGCCAUGGAACACCCAAACGCCAUGAUGGAUAUCGAGACCCAACGACCAUGCGCAUCCGACGAUGGAGAGGGCGAACCAGACUCUCCCAACUCUCACCGAAAGGGCCAUACCCGAAGCCGACACACUGUUAAUACCUGGACAUGGCAACCUGGCAUGAAGCGCAGUUUCAGCAUAGGAUACCGGUCCGACUGCGAUAAGUGCCGCGACAAAGUGCCUGGCCACUUCAAUCACAUCAUUAUCUCAUAG
Messenger RNA from Cordyceps militaris CM01, 861 nucleotides. RefSeq lists its product as uncharacterized. Bases 1 to 861 code for a protein of 286 amino acids. The transcript is spliced from 2 exons. The record is from RefSeq and is a predicted model, not a curated record. NCBI's taxonomy places the organism in Eukaryota, Fungi, Ascomycota, Sordariomycetes, Hypocreales, Cordycipitaceae.